AUGAUACUUUUAAAAUCAGAUCCUCAGCAAGAUUUUCAAGAUAUUGCUGCUAUUGUCUACUUUCCUUUCACUGUUGGUAUUUUUAACUUCCGUAGAAAUAUUAAGUAUACCAUCAUCGAGAGUUCAGAAGAUGUUUAAUUCUAUCAAAUUGAUAAAGAUGAUAGAUAAAACCUAUAAGUAUCUGUAAUUCAUAACCUAGAUUCCAAAGGAAGAAUUAUUGGAUGGAACUCAGGAAAUGGGUCAAAACAGAGUACUCUUUAAAUUCCUACACAAAUUUAAAUCAAUCCUAAAUCAUGUUUGAAUUCUGAAGAAUUAAUAGUUGUGACCUGGGACACAUCAAGUGUAUUGGUUAGCUAAGAAGAAGAUUUUAUCAUAGUAAUAGGAGAGUCAAAUUUAUUUUAGGUAUGGUCGAUAGAAUAAAAUAUGUUAGUGUAUCAAGCAGAUUUCUAAAAAAUUUAUUGCGAUCAAAGAGAUGCAAACUCAACUUCUGUAGAUUCUUUAAUUAAUUUUACUUUUGGAUCUAUCAAUCAAAAAAACCAAAUAUCAGCUGUUUCUGAAAAUUACAUAUUUGUAUUCUCAUUAGAAGAGAAAAGUCCUCAAUUAUUUAAAAAUUAAGUUCUUAAGCUAAGAACAUUUAAAUGGAUGUAAGCUUUUGUAGUUGAUAAUUUAGUAGUGGUGGGUUAAGAAUACUCUGUUUCUACUUUAGAUCUCAAUACAUCUAAAUUUAAUUAUUUCAUGGACUCUUUUGAUUAGGCUUAAUCAUCUUAUGAUGUAGCUGUAUAAAUUUAAAUUGACUCAGAUUUUAAUAGAAUAAUUAAACUUGAUAAAGCAGGAAUAAUAUAGUAUUGGUCAUUAUUUGACAACUUAUUAGAAAAAUAAAUAAAUUAUACUACAUAUUACUCUACCUUUUUUAUAGAUAAAUCAAUCAACAAACUAAAUUUAAAUUUAAAAAUAAGAAAAGAAGGUUCUAACACCCAAAUUUUUUUCUUUGACGAAUAUUUAAAUAGACUUUUUGUAGGUUGUUUAUUACCAGGAACUAUUGUUGUUUGGGAUUUAUCCAAAAAUUUUCAAUUAAUUUAAGUCCUUGAUCAGAUAGAAUUUAGUGAUAGAAUUACAGGUAUAGCUUUUAAUCCUUAAGCUUAACUUAUCAUGUUUCUUGGGUGGGAUUGGUGGUCAAGAUCUAUUGAUUAUUACACCUUAAAUCACAGGUGCUGGAUUGAAGGAUUAUUUGGGAAUUUUGACUAUACUAACAAACUACAAAUAUUAUGGGAUCAAAAUGGAUAUGUUAGAAUUUAUGAUUAUAAUUGUGUAUAAUUAGGUUAUAUAAUUGCUCAUUAGAACUGGAUAUAUUAAUGUCUAGUUGAUGAGUAAAAUUUAAUUCUAACCACUGUAAGGUAUCAAAUAUAGCUAUAAAAUCAGCUGUAUGAUGCUUUUCUAGACAAGGAUAAUAAUUAUGUUUUUGUAUCUGAUUUUAAUGGCUUUAUUUAUGUAUUAACAUAUCCAUAAUUAGUCCUUGUUAAAUAAAUGCAAGUAACUAAUUCUAUUAUAAAUAAGCUUUAUUUUGAUUCAUAGCACAACAUGUUAAUGUUUGGAAGUUUAGGUUCUAAUACAGUAGGCUAUUAUAAUCUUAUUUAAUUCAUUUAAUCAAAUGCUUACACUUUAUCUUAUACAUAUGUAGGUGUGAUGUCCACUCUUUAAACAUAAUAAGGAAUUAUAUUCUACCAGGAAGGCAAUAUUGUUUAGCUUUGGGAUUAUAAGUCUAAGCAAUUAAGAUAUGGAUUUUAUGCUGCAGACUUAUAUAUAGAUGCCUAAAGUGAAUUCAUCCUCAUCAAAGGUUAAACUUCAAUCGCUGCAUUACUAACUUGCGAAUAAACUGUAUUUUUUGAUAUAAAUACUUUAUCUAUAAUUAAAGUCUAAAAACAAAAAUUUUUCAGAAAAACCUAAAUUCAAGGAUAUUUGAUCUGCUCGUAUGUAAAUAAUAUAACAAUUUUAGAUGUUAAUGCAUAUAUAAUAUUUUAAUAAAUUUCGAUUGACAAAAACUCUUCUAUUGUAGAACUUAAAGCUAUUGUGCCACUUAAAACUUUUUUUGUUACUACUACUUAAGGAUAGAUCAUUGGAUACACUCUUAAUCUUUCAUCAUAACAUUAAUAAUUCAAUUAAAUAUUUAACUUAUAGCUCCUCAAUGAAGCUAUAGUAAAUAGCUUAGUGAUUGAGUAAUCUACAAGCUAUAUUUUAAUAGCUCCGACUUUGAAUGGAUAAAUUGCUUAAAUGGUAUUAUCUUAGGAGCUUGCUAUUUUAAAAUAAUAAACGCUUUUGCUCCCUGGAAUAAGCUCUCACGCGCAUAUUCUAUAAUACACCAAUGGUUAUCAGAGUUUUAUCUACUUAAUACAUGAUUUUUCAUUAAAUUUGUUAAAUCCUUAUGAUUUGGUUCUAGUAGGUUAAGUUACUAGCCCUUGCAUUGGAUAUUCUUAUAAACUUGAUAUAAAUUUAGAUCUUGAUUAUAUUAUAUAAAGUUGCUUAGGAAUUUAUCAAAUUAAUGAGCUUUCAACUUUAUAAUUAGUAUCUUAAGGAAGAUUUACAUAUACCCUUCUUUAAAAUCCUCUAAACCCCAUAUUUACUCCAGUUGACAACAGGAUAAUUUUUAUCAAUAAAGAUUAUUUCUUUGAUGUAUAUACUUAUCAAAUAUAGACCUAUAAAAUUAAUAGACUCGAUUAAACAAUAUCAUUGUAAGGUAUUUAUUCAUAAGACUAAUAGAUGCUUGGAAAAGUAGCAGAUUAUGAAAUAUUCGACACAAAAGAAAAUGUGUAUGCAAAGCUUAUUUUAUUUUCUGGAUUUUAAAUCGCUUAAAUAUAACUUCCUGUAUUUGGCUAGUCAAUCUGCCAAGAAAAUAUUACUUCAGACUAAUUUGCUUCGGUAUUACAGUAUAUUCAGAUUGAAAGAGAAACAAUUUUACCACCCUUUCCUCCUUUUUAGUUCUCAAACCACUCGCAGGUAUACAUUAUUUCAAAAAAAAAUACAACACAAUACAAAAUUAUUGCUACUGAAGACCUACUCACUUCAUUUUCAGGAUAUGAUCUAGCAUCUUUAAAUAACUUAUAAAUAUAACCAGCAAUUUCUUAAAAAGAUUAUAUCCAGUUUUUAAUUCAAGAUAUAUAAACAUUUGAAAUGAAUAAUAUUUAAUUAUAGUAUAGUGUACUACAAAUUAUAUGUCAGACAUUGAAGAUUACUAAUUUUAUCAUCAGCUAAAAUAGUGAUUUUACUAAUCAAAAUACUCUCGUUUCAAUAAAAACAUUUAGCGAUUUUGAUUUUGAUAAAUUUGUUGCUAAUUUAAACAAAGGAUUCAACAAUAUAGCUAUUAUAUAAAAUUAAAAUUAAGGUACUCUUUAAAAUACAGAAAUAACAAAUAACGAUGCAACUUAGGUUUUAAUGAUUACUCAGUCAAUCCUCUAAAUUUUAAACUUAAAACUUUUGCACAAUUAAUCAAACGGAUUUAAUCAAUUGAAUUCAAUUGUCAACAUAGACCAAAAAUCAUUAGUUAGUAUAAAAUACUCAACUUUUAAAAAUAACAUAGCUAAUUAAGGUGGUUCGAUAUUUUUGUCUUAAAGUGAGUUAUAAAUUGAAGGAUCUUCUUUUGACAGUAAUUAAGGCUUAUAGCAAGGAGGAUCAAUAUAUUCUUAAUUCUCUAAUUUAAAAAUAAAUAAUUCCUAGUUUUUAAAUUCUAAAUCAAGUAAUGGAGGAACUUUUAGUGAUGGAGGAGUUCUGUAUAUAACUCAAUCUAAUGGAAAUAACUCUUACAUUGUGAACUCAAUUUUUUAAAAUAGCUAAGCUUUAGGGAGUGGAGGAGUUAUUUUAGUGUAUGGUUCAGAUAUAAUAAUUUCUAACUCAAACUUUAUAAAUAACGCAGCUGGAAUAGGAGGAGUCAUAUGA
Molecule: messenger RNA, 3927 nt
Organism: Tetrahymena thermophila SB210
Lineage: Eukaryota; Ciliophora; Oligohymenophorea; Hymenostomatida; Tetrahymenidae
Exons: 14
Molecular function (GO): protein binding
Source: RefSeq, a predicted model, not a curated record